CGUAAGUAAACAAAUAAAUAAAUAUUUAAAAAAUAGAAGAAAAAGAAAAAAGAGAAAAGAAAAGUCAGAAGAAGACGAACACGAUUAAAUAAUUAUUCGGAAAAUGUUGCUAAACAGUUUUUAACAUUGUUAUGAAAUUCAGAGUAACCGACAUAACUCUUGUUAAUCUAUAGUUAAUAUACGGUUAAUUAUUAUAAUAACUGUUAAUAUUGCAACGUAACGAACAUUGUGUUGUUUGAGCAGCAUGCAUGCUUUAUUCACCGAUCAGAAUUCGUUUUCACGUCAUUAUGCCCAAACCGCCGGCUAUUCGACAACAGCAGCCACCGCCGGUGCGAUGUCGACGGCAAGUGCUGCUGCCGCAGCUCAUUACGCAUAUGAUCAAUACUCUCGCUAUUCGUAUCCGGCUACCGCAUAUGGUCUAGGCGCGACACAUCAAAAUAAAGAAGUCGUUAAACCACCUUUUUCCUAUAUAGCUCUAAUUGCAAUGGCUAUACAAGAUUCAGACGAAAAGAAAAUCACAUUGAAUGGCAUUUAUCAAUACAUAAUGGAUAAGUUUCCAUAUUAUAGGGAAAAUAAGCAGGGCUGGCAAAAUAGCAUCCGACACAAUUUGUCUUUAAAUGAAUGCUUCGUUAAAGUAGCUCGCGACGAUAAAAAACCCGGAAAAGGAUCUUAUUGGACUUUAGAUCCCGACUCUUACAAUAUGUUUGAUAAUGGUUCAUAUUUGCGGAGACGUCGACGCUUCAAAAAGAAGGAUGUUCUACGGGAGAAGGAAGAAGAUAUGAAACGUCAAGCUAUGCUAAAUGAGAAAUUUCCUGAAAUUAAACCAUUAAAGUUAAUCACGAAUGGCAUGCUAGAGGCUAAACAUAUGGCUCACGCUCAUGCUCAUGCUCAUCAUUUCAAAAAAGAACCGCUCAGCAUGGAAUUAAGUUGCUUAGGCGGUAAAGAGUCAAUGGCAGCCGGUUUAAGUACAGCGGCAAUGCUUAAUUCUUGCCACGAUAGCCUAGCUCAGAUGAAUCAUUUGGCAGGGAGUGCUGUAGAACAUCCUGGCUUUGCAGUCGAUUUAAUGAACGUUUAUAAUCCCCGUCUUCAUCACAGCGCUUACUCGUAUCAUCAUGCCCUUAACGAAGAGAAUUUGGGUGUGGCGGCGACUAGUCAAAUGCAUGUCCAUCAUGCUGCUGCGGCUCAUCAUGCCCAACAAAUGCGGCAUCAUCAUCAUCAUGUAACUCAUGGUCAUCCCUUGACGCCAAGCAGUGCCAAUUCCCAUCAUCAUCAGCAUCAUCAUCAUAAUGGCAUACAGGUGGGAGGCAUAAGUGCGGGCACUACAAACACCACAAUUUCUUCGAGAACUUCACCUACAAGUAUUAAUGCAUCGCAUGGCCCAGCUCAUGGCGGCUGGUAUACCCCCGAAACUCCUCCAUCGGAACCUGUUAACAAUGCCCUCAACAAUAACGUUACACCCAGUAACGGUAGCAACACUAAUCCCAAUGCCAACAACAACAACAAUAAUAAUAGUAGUGUGCAUAAUGACAACAAUAACAGUGCCCAUCAUAAUGCUAUAGCCGCCAGUAGUCCAUCCGCGAUAGCGGGCACCAUCAUAACCGGCCAUACUACAUUGCCCUUCAGAGAUUCGAUAUUCGAGCAAACAAAUCAAAAUUAUCAAUUGGACUCGGGUAGUCCAACCGAUAGUAUACAAUCAACCAGUCCACCGGUGCCAUCGUCAACGUCCUCAGCUACCACAGCGUCAACAGCUGCUGCAGCAGCGGCUGUUCUUAGCACACAUCAUCAUCAUCAUCAUCAUCAUCAUUUGAGUAGUAAUCUCGGCAAUCUCGGCAAUCUGCCCCAUUACCGUUCACAUGUUGGCCACUAUCAGGAUUAUGGCAUUAAAUAUGGCGUCUAA
Glossina fuscipes is the source of this 1897-nucleotide messenger RNA. It is a transcript of the gene croc, whose product is annotated as fork head domain-containing protein crocodile. The transcript has a single exon. NCBI's taxonomy places the organism in Eukaryota, Metazoa, Arthropoda, Insecta, Diptera, Glossinidae. The record is from RefSeq and is a predicted model, not a curated record. Gene Ontology annotation, molecular function: DNA-binding transcription factor activity, RNA polymerase II-specific; RNA polymerase II cis-regulatory region sequence-specific DNA binding. The coding region runs from base 245 to 1897 and encodes 550 amino acids. Gene Ontology annotation, biological process: anatomical structure morphogenesis; regulation of transcription by RNA polymerase II; cell differentiation.